Messenger RNA from Aspergillus fumigatus Af293, 1824 nucleotides. RefSeq names its product transcription factor domain-containing protein. Gene Ontology annotation, molecular function: zinc ion binding; DNA binding. Gene Ontology annotation, biological process: DNA-templated transcription. Lineage: Eukaryota; Fungi; Ascomycota; Eurotiomycetes; Eurotiales; Aspergillaceae. Bases 1 to 1824 code for a protein of 607 amino acids. The transcript has 5 exons. Gene Ontology annotation, cellular component: nucleus. The record is from RefSeq and is a predicted model, not a curated record.
AUGUCGUCGCUGUCAACGCGCGAAACUGACCGACUACGGUCAAAACGAACCACACUGAAAUCACAGAGGCAGCGAAGGGUGAUAUCGGGACCGACAACCGCUCUCAAUAGCCCACCGUUACCUCCUGAACCGCAACCAGACCGUCCAUCACCAUGGUGCGCUGAGAAUCCCGUGGAGGCCUUACCUUCAUCCACAAUCAUUGCGGCGUGCGAGACCUACCGCAAGAAAUUCCCCGUCGCCAAUUUCCUUCACUAUCCAUCUCUGAUUGCAGAAUUGUCAUCGAAUCCAGCCUCGGUUGAUCCGGUUUUUGUAGCAGCUCUGCUGUCACUAUGUGUGAGAUUCAUGCCUGAUCACCGCCUGGAAGCAGCCGAAACAUAUGCGGAAUAUGCUUGCAAGCAGCUCGCGCAUCGCGCGUUCGAGGCCCCGUCGCUCUACCUUGCGCAGUCUCUGGUGAUGAUCACCUUUUACGAAUGGGGUUCCGGUCGUCCCUACAAGGCCUGGAUGUACAGUGGAAUGGCCACGUACAUGAUUCAGUCCCUCCUCAAGACCGCCGACGAUAGCAUGGAGCACAAUCCACAAGACUUCCAGGCCAGCCAAACUCAGUACGAGCAGCUCGUUCGCACGUACUGGUGCUGUUUCGCGCAAGACUGCGAGCUGAGUUCCGGAGCACGCCAGCACUUCGCCCUUUCCUUUCGACAGAUUUCAGUUCCGUUGCCCACCAGUGACCGGGACUUCAACUUUGGUCGGCUUUCAUCGCAUCGCUUGAUGCCGUCCGAUAUGAGCAAACACUCACCGUUGUCGAGGAAUCUAACCAUUGACUAUGGACUCACGAUUGUCACCCGAGGGUUCGAUAUCUUCGUGCGGAUUCUGCGGUUCGCGAACGAGAGUCGGCGCGGUCGGACAUUGACCUUGCCUCAGGAUCCUUCAUCGCCGCGCGUGGUCUGGCAGCGCUUGAAGGAGGAACUGGACGAGUGGAGGUUUCUACAGGACGUGACGGUGCGAUACCCGGCCACCAGUGCGCAGGCGCAUGUUGCGUUGGGAUACGGCGAGUUGUUCGCAUACAUCAAUCUGGUCUAUUUCAUGAGUAUCCUCUUUCUAUAUAGAGACCAGCUCCUAUCCAGUCUCAAACCUCAUGCCGACUUGCUCCAUGAUUCGCAGCCCUUGAGUAAUGUAGACGAGUCUCAGCCUAUCGGGCAGCUCUUCGAUGCAGCGCAAAAUAUCGGCGGCAUUCUUGCCGCCCUUGAAGUCUCGGGGGCACCGGUAAUCACACCAUACUCUGGCUUCAGUAUUUUUGUCGCGGCCCAUAUCAACAUGUACGGGACUGUGUGCCCACAGCGAUAUCCUGGGGGACUCGAGCGGGCGGAAGAGGAGAAAAGGGCUAACCUGGCAUAUCUCGAACGACUGAGCAAAUACUGGCCUGUUGGACAGAAUUGGUGGCGAACCGUCCAGGAAGCCAACAGAUUCUACGAGAUAGCCCGAAACAAUCAAUUGCACGUGCGUGACGGGGCCGGUCAUCUCACGAUCGCGGGGACUCUUGACGAAUAUGGUGACAUUCGAAGCGUACGACCGCGUCAGGAAGAGUCCCAGCCCAUUCUGGAGCGGGAGAAUAUGCCGACUGCGCUAAGGAAUCGGAACAGUCAUCAAGCGGCGCUAGGGAGUCAUAGUCGUCAUCCUGGCACAGCACCGAUGGAUGCAGUGCCCUUGGGUGAAUCUCAUGAGCUACAGGUGGAAAUGCUCCAGUGGCCAUUCAUUGACGAAUCAUGGUCGUUGGGGUUUGACACUGGAUUUGACACUGCAUGGCCAUCGUUGGGGGUUGGUUCAUAG